GCCCUACAAACCUCCGGGGCGCAUCGCGCGUGCGAUGCGAGCGGGUGUAUUAUUUCAGCUAUGGGCGGCCUGGUAGACGAAACCGCCCACAGGGGCCUCAUCGUAACCUUCCUGGAGUUCCCUUGCUUGGUGGUGUACACUUACGCUGCGGGGGCCUUUGCGCUGUACUUCUUUUGGACCUGCCGGCAGUCAGUGCAGAACACCCUGGUGCUGCGUAAUGCAGCCAUCAAGAAGCAAGACGAUCUUGGGCAGGCCUGUGUCCAGUGCAUCACGGAUUCACAGAACCGGGUCAUCGAGUUCGAGGGCUACAAAUACUCGCGCCUGGGGCGCCUGGUGUCUCUGCUAGUGCCGCUGAACACGGCGGCGCUGCUCACGCUCUUUGUGGUGGUCUUGUUCGACUACUACUAUGGCUGCCUCUGGGAGUGGCCGGAUCACCUUUGCUACGUGGGCACCUUCCCUUUGUUCGGCAGCUUCGACACCAAUUCCUACGUGUUCUUGCUGAUUUGGUGCCUCGGGGUGGCCUGGUUCUUCUUGCUGAUCGACAACAGCGGGGGGCAGAGCGUGAAGCUCUUCGGGCUCCGCGCGCCCUUCCGGAAGGCCACGGUGAUCUGUGUGUAUGUGGAGGAGCGUCAGGAGACCAUCAGCAGCGGCUACUCACGUACCUUGGCGCUGCGGAAGUACUUGCUGAAGGUCGCGAUGAAGGUGCUCAGGCGCAAGGAGCUCCCGGGCGGCUUCCUCUCGCUGUCCGGGACGUCUUCGCAGACCUUGCCGCUGAAGUACGACUCGGUGAGCAACAUGCACUACGUGGAGUUUCGGUGCCAGCGCUACAUCUAUGACUCCGAGAACGACGGCUUCACGCAGCAUGACCCCAGCAGCAGCUUGCGGAAAGGCCAGGACGCCUUCACUGAGCUCCAGCAGGGCGGCGGGCUGAGAUCCCGGGGCACCUCAUCGCCGGGAAACUUCCCGACGGUGGAGGAGAUGUACAGGAGCGCGGGUCCAAACCAAAUCCCCUUCGAGGUGGACAGCUGGACUCAGGCGCUGACCGAAGAGUUCUGUACCUUCUUCUUCCUGUACCAGUUCGCCAUCUAUGCGGUCUGCGCGUGGUUCUCCUACUGGCACUACACCAUCAUCGCGGUGAGCAUCGCUGUGUCCUCGGGUUUCUUCAACGCCUCGGUCCGCCUGGCCAGCCAAAAGUCCAUCAAGUCCAUGAUGGAGCAGAACCUGAAGACGCGGGUGCUGCGCGACGGCCAGGUCAUGGAGGUGGACGCUGGGGACUUGGUUCCGGGGGAUGUGGUGAAGGUGGAGAGCGGCCCAGUGCCCUGCGACUUGCUGCUGCUCAAGGGCGCGGCGGUCUGCGACGAGUCCACGCUCACCGGGGAGUCCAUGCCGGUGCAGCGCCUCGCGCCAGUGGAGCGCCUGCCGGACGACCCGCCUGGUAUGCGCUUCCCCACGAAGCACGUGCUGGUGGCCGGCACAACUGUGCUGCAAGCGGUGGACGAUGAUACCUGGGCUUUGGCCACGCACACGGGCAUCCACACGCAGAAGGGCCAGUUGCUGCUGCUGAUCCUCUACCCUCCCAAGCUGAUCUUCAAAUAUGACGAGCAGCUCAGCGUGGUGUUCUUCUUGCUCAUCGCCUACGCGCUGCUCAUCUCCGUGACCUUGAUGAGGGUGAUGUACAUGCGCUAUGCGCAGGACCAGAAGCUGCCGCUCACGGCCACCUGGGCCUCCGCGGUGUUCACCUGCUCCUGCGUACUGCCCACCAUGCUGCACAUCGUCCUCUCCGUGGGCCAGGUCAUGUCCGCGCAGCGGCUGAGAGACGAGAGCUCCAUCUUCUGCGUGGUGCCGAAGCGGAUCGCCUUGGCCGGGAAGGUUCGGGUUGCUUGCUUCGACAAAACCGGGACGCUGACAACGAGUGGCCUGGAGUUUUUCGGGGUACAUUGCUUGCAAAGCUCGGGCAAAGGCAGCGGUCCUUUCUCCUCCGGCCGGGUGCAGGGCAACGGCACAGCGCCGUCGCUGGAGGAUGCCCCCCGGCCCGGCGACUGGGACUUGGAGGUCUUGUGCGGCCUGGCCUGCGCUCACUCGCUCUCGCCCUUCGCGGGGACGGAGACAGGCGUGGUGGGCAACGCCGUGGAGGUGAACAUGUUCCAGGCCUCUGGGUGGACCUUGUCCUCCGCGACGCGGGUGCAGGGCGCCUUCGCCAAUCAGCCCCACGAGGUGGAGAUCACGAAGCGCUUUGACUUCUCCCACAGCACUAUGACUAUGAGUGCCAUCGUGCAGCACAAGCCGUCCAAAGAGCGAGGAGUCUACGUCAAGGGCAGCUUCGAGCACGUCUUGCGGCUCUGCCGCCCCGAGUCCGUGCCAGAGAACUUCCCCCAGGUGGCGGCGGCGCACGCCUACUCGGGCAUGUACGUGCUGGCUCUGGCGGCACGGCCUCUGAAGGCGGAGGAGAAGGUGGAGACGCGCGCGGAGGCGGAGAAGGGCCUGUCGCUGCUAGGGCUGCUGCUCUUCAAGAAUCCCCCGCGCAGCGACACCAAGGACACCAUCGCGUCCCUGCGCCAGGGCGACGUGAGAAGUGUCAUGAUCACCGGGGACGCUGCUGGCACUGCUAUCUCCAUUGCCAAGGAGAUUGAGCUGGCGGUGCCUGGUCUGCCCGUCUUGCUCGGGGAUCUGGAGACAGAUUCCCAAGGCAAGAGCAUUGUCUGCUGGAGAUGCACCGGGGAUGACCUCAAGGGUCUCAACGAGAUCCUUUUGGGCAACGAGUGGCUGAACUGGCGGAAGAACUACAAGCAAUGGCGCGGAGGCGGCGCCUCAGGCGCCAGGGGCGAGGCCACCGUGAAGGCGGCCACGAACAGGGCCCAGGAAGCCCAGGAGUUGGAGCUGUCCAGGCGGAUGACUUGGUCGCACAAGGCGGAAUUGGAAGCUCAAGGACCACAGGAGGAGGUGACGGAUCAAGACUACGUCUUCUCCACUGAGGAGAUCGUGCUCUCGCGGCUCUACGAGUGGUGCGAGCUGGCGGUUACUCAGCGUGCCUUUGAGUGGCUGGCUGCCCAGCAGUGCUCCCCGGACCUUCGCCGGGUGCUGCUGGGCUCGCGGCUCAGCAGCCUGAAGAAGGGGAAGGCGCUGGGCAGCGGCAAAGGCAGCACCUCCUUGCUGUGGGAGCUGCUCACCUGCAUCCGGAUCUUCGCCAGGAUGACGCCCAACGGGAAGAUCAGCGUGGUGGAGGGCUUCAUGUCGCAGAAUCUGAUGUGUGCCAUGGUCGGGGACGGCGGCAACGACUCGGGGGCCUUGCGAACGGCGCACGUGGGGAUGGCGCUGAGCAGCGCCACCUCGGCCACGGUGGUGGCGCCCUUCACCACCAACCGGCCCUCGGUAGCGCCCAUCGCAGACCUGCUGCGGGAGGGGCGAGGUGCUCUCGCCACCUCCUUUGCAGGUUACAAGUACUGCAUUCAUUACGGGCUGCUGAACUCCGUGCUGAAGUUCAAGACCUAUUGGUAUGGCAUCGCUCAAUCUAUGGCCGCUGCCUACUUCCAGGAUUUGCUGGGCUUUCUGAGCCUGUCCUGGGCCAUCAGCCUGGCGCGGCCGGCGCCCUCUCUGUCCUCCAACCGCCCCACCUCCUCGCUCUUCUCAGGCUUCACGGUCUUCUCCGUCAUGGGGAUGCUGCUGCUCAACUCCUUCUUCCUGGAGGUGGCCUGGGCCUACAUCACCAGCCAGGAGGAAUACACGCCCUUCCCAGUGCACAAGGUCCGCAUCACCCAGUGGUGGAAGCUGAACACCAACUGGGAGGUCACCACCCUCUUCUUCUCGUACACUUUCCAGCUCUUCUGGUCCGCAGUGGUGUACUCCUUCGGGGACGUCUUCCGAUUGGCCUGGCACAGGAAUCUGUUGAAGGUCCUGGUGAGCGUCAGCCUGGGUUUCCUGACCUACCUCAUGCUGAGCGGCCCCACUAGCUUGACCCGGUUCUUCCGCCUGGUCUUUGAGGACAUUACCGAUUCGGAUCCGUGGACGGAACACGAGUAUUGCCCCGCGAUGCCGCGGAAAGUGCGGCUACAUUUGCUCUGUGUGAUCAUGAUCAACCUCGCUUGCACCGCCUUCCUCGAGAAGGUCAUCAUCCAGGGCCGGGUGGGGGACUUCAUGCGUGUCCUCGGGCGCGCGCUCUCCAAGCACGUGACGCUGCGCCUGUAGCUUUGAGCUCGGAUGUCUGGCCCAAGGGAAGUCGAUGGGAGAAUCAAAUGGCUGUGGC
Effrenium voratum is the source of this 4240-nucleotide messenger RNA. NCBI's taxonomy places the organism in Eukaryota, Dinophyceae, Suessiales, Symbiodiniaceae. The record is from the annotation of a GenBank genome assembly.